AGUCUCCACUCCUCUCCCCCGUCGCGCUCGGCCUUUCUGCUUUCGCUUUCACAGUUUCACGGCUUACCAUUUCCUUCCCAUCUCUCCCUCCCGCCACCCCCCUCUUUCUCCCCCUCCGUGUCUCGCCUUUGCAGAAAGAAAGGCGCCACGAACCCAGCAACAACACCCAGCACAAAGGCGAAACGGGGAAAAAGAGGAGGAAAACAACAAGAGGACGCGAGGGGUCGGGGUGGGAGAGGGAGGCUACACUACAGCAGCAGCAGAAGCAGAGCGGGAGAGUGAUGAGGGAGUGAGACCAGGCCAGCCAAGCCAGGCCCGGGCGCUCGGAAAGUGCGGAGCCGUUUCCCCUCUAUCUCCACUCUCUCCAGGGCCAGGUGCUCACUGCGCUGCGCCUCUUCGCACGCACCACCCGUACUACGUGCCCACCCGCGCGCGCGCCGAGGAGAAGAGACCCACGACCGUACGUGCGUGCGCGCCAUGUCGUCCGCCGCUGGGGGCGGCGGGUACGGCGGCGGCCAGGGUGGAGGCGCGGAGCACCACCACCACCACCACGGGCACGCCGGUCACCUCCUGCUCCACCACCAUCCGCAGCACGUGGCCGGCGCGGCCGUUGCGGCAGCGGCCGCGGCGGCGGGCGGGCAGAUGUACCACGUGCCCCAGCACAGCCGGCGCGAGAAGCUCCGGUUCCCGCCGGACGCCGGGGACUCGCCACCGCCUCAUGGUCAUGGUCAUGGUCAUGCCCCGCAGCAGCAGCAGCAGCACGGGUCGUGGCCUCCGCCCCCGGCGUUCUACUCGUACGCGUCCUCGUCGUCGUCGUACUCCCCGCACAGCCCUACUCUAGCGCAGGCGCAGCUGGUGGCGCACGGGCUGGCGCCGCCGCUCCCGCAGAUCCCGACGCAGAACUUCUCGCUGUCGCUCUCCUCCGCGUCGUCGAAUCCUCCACCACCGCAGGCGCAGCCGAGGAGGCAGCUCGGCGGCCUCGCGCAGGCCACGGGGCCGUUCGGUCCCUUCACCGGCUACGCCGCCGUGCUCGGCCGGUCCCGUUUCCUCGGCCCGGCAGAGAAGCUGUUCGAGGAGAUCUGCGACGUCGGCGGCGCUGCUUCGCACGUCGACCGCACCAUCUCCGACGAGGGCCUGCUCGACGCGGAUCCGAUGGACGGCGUCGAUCAUGACGUCGUUGAUCACGACCUCGGCGGCGCUGACCGCGCAGCGGCCGACGCUGGCCCCAUCUCGGGGGCCGAGCAGCAGUGGAAGAAGACGAAGCUCAUCUCCAUGAUGGAAGAGGUUUGCAAGAGGUACCGGCAGUACUACCAGCAGGUUCAGGCUGUGAUGGCCUCGUUCGAGACCGUCGCCGGGUUCAGCAACGCCGCGCCGUUCGCGGCAUUGGCGCUGAGGGCGAUGGCGAAGCACUUCAAGUGCUUGAAGAGCAUGAUUCUGAACCAGCUGCGCAACACGAGCAACAAGGUCGCUGUGAAGGACGGGCUAAACAAGGAGAUCGCCGUGUUCGGGCUCGCCGGGGGUAGCAGCGGCGGCGCCGGCCUCCAGCGAGCGAACAGCGCGAGCGCGUUCGGCCAGCCGCACAAUAUUUGGCGCCCACAGAGGGGGCUCCCCGAGCGCGCUGUGUCCGUUUUACGCGCGUGGCUGUUCGAACACUUCCUGCACCCGUAUCCUACCGAUGGUGAUAAGCAAAUGCUAGCAAAACAAACAGGCUUGACACGCAACCAGGUAUCGAACUGGUUUAUCAACGCAAGGGUUAGGUUGUGGAAGCCAAUGGUGGAAGAAAUUCACAACCUAGAGAUGAGGCAAAUGCACAAGCACUCGGUGGUUGACAAGGGCCAGCAUAGCGUGCAUCAUCAGGCCCAGCAUUCUUCGCAGUGCAGCGGGAAUCCCUCCGUUCCUUCGGACUCCCAUCCUGGACAGAGCAGCAGCAUAACUCGGAACCACAACACCGCUGCCUCCCAGGGCUUCCCGGAUGAGCUCUCCCAGAUGUCCCAGUCCAUCCAGGGACAGGUGAGCUUCGCAUACAACGGGCUGACCUCGCAGCACAACAUUGCAUCACCACAUCAUCAGCACCAGCAGGUCGGCGGUGUUGGUAUCGGAGGCGGCAAUGGCGGUGUCUCCCUCACCCUUGGUCUUCACCAGAACAACAGGGUCUGCAUCGCCGAGCCUCUCCCGGCUGCUCUCCCGGCCAACCUAGCUCACCGUUUCGGACUGGAGGAAGUCAGUGACGCCUAUGUGAUGAGCUCAUUUGGAGGUCAGGACCGGCAUUUCGGGAAGGAGAUUGGUGGUCACUUGCUGCAUGAUUUUGUCGGGUGAUUGUGGCUGCUGCCUCAGGUUGCUGGUGAUGCACUUGUAAUGUACUGCUAGUAUGAUGUUAGGAUGGUAUAUAAGUCAAUCACUUGGCGACAUGGCUUGAUGAUCAGUCUGAAUCAAUUUGUUCGGAGGGUGAAAAAACAUUGAUCUUCCCUUCAUGUAGAUCCAGGUAUGCUGUCAAAUAUUUGACACCUUGCGGGCUAUAGAGAGAUUGACAAUACCUUCCCAAGGCAGUAAAGUUGUGUACCAUUUGUUAUAUGCUUAGAUUAAUCCUUGUACUGUGAUGACGAAAUGGGCUUAGCUGGCAGAGAAAAAGAAGCUGAUGUUAUGGCCAAAAAGUGAGGUGAUCCUACCAAAUGUACUAAAGUAGCUGAAGCUUCAAUUUGUCGCUGUAGAAUAAGACCUGCUAGGAUUUAUCUUUCAGCCUGUUUUGUUAGCCUUUCUGCCUUCUUUGGGUGAGCAGUAUUAAACUAAGUUAGUAGACUUUUUUCUAAGUAUGUCUUGUAUCCUUAGACGGGGGUAGCCUCCUAAAGCUUGGACAAACCAUGAUUUGACCAUUUGUUAA
This is a messenger RNA of Oryza sativa Japonica Group (Japanese rice), 2878 nucleotides long. RefSeq names its product BEL1-like homeodomain protein 9. The record is from RefSeq and is a predicted model, not a curated record. Lineage: Eukaryota; Viridiplantae; Streptophyta; Magnoliopsida; Poales; Poaceae. Gene Ontology annotation, molecular function: RNA polymerase II cis-regulatory region sequence-specific DNA binding; DNA-binding transcription factor activity, RNA polymerase II-specific. Gene Ontology annotation, biological process: regulation of transcription by RNA polymerase II.